AUGGCGCCGCUGGGGGCUAAGACGCAGUCUGAGCUUGAGGCUUCCGCGCCGCCAGCGGUGGCGGUGGCAGAGGGCUUGCGCCUGCACCUCUCGAGCAGCAACAGCACCGGCUACAAGGGCGUCUACUUUCUGAGCGGCCGCUUCUAUGCUCAGCGACGGAGGCCAAGGGGGAAAAAGGCGUGGUUCCCCGCACGGAUCGCCGCAGUCAACGCAGACGGCACGUACGAUUUGGUCUACGAGGAUGGCGACGAGGAGGAGGGCGUCGCGGCCGAGCUCAUCCGGCCCGAGCAGGCGGCGCCGCCCGAGCAGGCGGCGCCGCCCGAGGCCGCGGAGCAGGCAGAGGGCAGGAGCCCAAAAGCGCGCAAACUGGCGCGGCCGGCCCGCACGACCUCCUCGGAGCGCACGUACUCCAUCUACCACAGCCCAGCGGGGCUGCGCUCCGCCUCGCUGGCUGACGCGUGGCGCAAGCACGACGCGGAGGCCGAGGCGGAGGCGCUGACGCUAAACUGGCUGGAUCGGCUGCCGCCCCGCCGGCUCAAGCCGCUCUGCGGGGCGAGAGGGCUGCCGACGUGCGGCAACUCGGAGGCGCUGGCGAGGCGGCUGCGCGAGAGCGGCGGUCUGAGCGUGUCGCAGCUCAAGGCGCUGUGCGAGGCGGAGGGCCUCGUCAAGCAGGGCACCAAGGCGGAGCUCGCCCGGCGUUUGCUCGACAAGCAGUCUGCGGGCGCGGCGGAGCCGGCGGCGGGCAAGACCGCGACGCGCGGCAAGGGCACAAAGCGGCCGGCAGAGGCAGAGGGGCUGCGGCUGCACCUCUCCAGUAGCAACAGAACCGGCUACAGAGGCGUGUGUGAGCAUCACUCUGGCCGCUUCGUGGCGCGGCACGUGGAGGCAGAGGGGCUGCGUUUGCACCUCUCGAGCAGCAACAGCACCGGCUACAUGGGCGUGUUCAAGGUGCGCUCUGGUCGCUUUUCGGCCGAGACCGGCGGUGGCGGCAGAUUCCUACGCGCGCAUCUGGGCACCUUCGACACGGCGGUGGCGGCGGCAGUCGCCUACGCGCGGGCGGUCGGGGAGGCUCCGGCGGUGGUGGCAGAUGCGGGAGGGGUGCGGUUGCACCUGUCUAGCCGCAAUCCCACCGGCUACCGCGGUGUGACCAAGGAUUGCGGCCGCUUCCGGGUUGAGAUCAAGUUGAAUGGGAGGCGGGUCCACUUGGGCACUUUCGACACGGCGGUCGAGGCGGCGGUGGCGUUCGCGCGGGCGGGCGGGGAGGGGCUGACGCCGGCCUCACGCGGCAAGGGCACCAAGCGCCCUCGCGAGCUCGGCUGCUUUUGCGACACCGACCGCCACCUGCCGACCAACAACCUGCCGUUUGAGGGCGUGUGGAUCAGCUGCGACGCGUGCGGCCGCUGGUGCCACGGCGAGUGCGCCGGUGUGGACAAGCAGCAGGCCGAGGAGGCGGAGGAGUACAUCUGCAUGCCCUGCGCUGCCGCCGACCAGAGCGCGGGCGCGUCCUCCGAUGGCGGCUCGCCGCUCAUCGUUGCUGCCGUCGUGAGCGACGGCGACGGCUCCGACGGCGACGACUCUGCAGACGGCGCAGAGUGGGUCGACGCGGAGGUGGUCGAGAUGGCGUUCGACGGGACGAACGCCGUGGAGGUGGAGGAGGAGGAGGGGCAGCCCGCCGCGUGGCUCCGCGCGACCGUGACGGCCGUGCUGGAGGACGGUUGGUUUCAGGCGCUGGUCCGCACGCCGUCCGACGAGGCCGGAUGGCACGACUGGUUCUCGUGGCGCGAGGAGGGCACCGACUGGCGGCGCGAGCAGCACCUUAGCGAGGCGAUCCGCGAGUCCAUGCCCGCGAUCCAUGCGCGCUUCGCCGCAAAGGAAGGCGGCGGCACCGCCCGCUCGGCUGAGGAGCUAAUGGGUCGCUUCGUCGCGGCCGCGCGCUGGCAACGCGCAGAGGCGGCCGCGCGCUGA
Molecule: messenger RNA, 1965 nt
Organism: Emiliania huxleyi CCMP1516
Lineage: Eukaryota; Haptophyta; Isochrysidales; Noelaerhabdaceae
Exons: 7
Coding region: 1-1965 (654 amino acids)
Biological process (GO): regulation of DNA-templated transcription
Molecular function (GO): DNA-binding transcription factor activity; DNA binding
Source: RefSeq, a predicted model, not a curated record